ACAUGUUGCGUCAAGAGUUCAACAAGGUGUUCCAGCGCUACUCUGGCACGCAAACGGGGGAUGUGUUCUCAGAGGGACUCAAUACCCUUUUUAUUGUGCUUGACUGUUGUGGCGUGCAGCCAAUCUCCACCUUCCGGAAUGACUUCCAGGCUCUGCAGACGGGUUUCUGGAUCAACGUGCAGCAGCGCGGCCCCCAGGUUAUCCCCUACAGUUGUUGUAGGGAGGCAACCCUCGGCACGUACAAGUACGCCAUCACCACGCAGCAGGCGCUCCAAUGUACCGCUGGCCUUCAGCCCGCCUUGUACAGAACAAGAGGCUGCUACGAGACGUUCCGGAAAUUGGCGACGGACAUGUCCACAGGCGCCAUCGUCGUCACUGUCCUCCUCAUCAUAACAGAGAUCCUGGCAAUCAUUUCCGCUGUAAUUAUGAUCCGAGGUAUUGACAGGGACCGGAAGGACUCCCUCGACCCCUCAAACCCAAAAUGGAACCAGCGCCAUGAAAUCGCUCUGCCGGACUCUAAGCCGCGCUAA
Molecule: messenger RNA, 530 nt
Organism: Mya arenaria
Lineage: Eukaryota; Metazoa; Mollusca; Bivalvia; Myida; Myidae
Exons: 4
Coding region: 3-530 (175 amino acids)
Cellular component (GO): membrane
Source: RefSeq, a predicted model, not a curated record